AGCUUUCUCUCUCACCUGUACCUAUUUUAUUAUGGUGUUUUAGUUUACGAGAAAACCAAACCCACACAAUCGCCAAUUCAAUUUUUUGCGAACUCUCUACCUCUUUUUUUUUUUUUUAAUUACAAUCGCUAUCUUUACGAACAAUCUGAUUCUCCUUUUGAGAUCUCCUCUCUUCUCUUUAUUUUUUUCCAAUACGAUAUCGGAUUUUUUUUUUCUUUUUAUUUCUAAAUUUGAGCUGCGAUGCUCCUCCUUUGAUUCAUUCACUUGAGGGGUCCUACUGCUUUUCUGGUGGUUUGACUUCGAGUUGCGAUGGCAUCUAGACAAGGACCAAAGUCGAGAAAAGGAGGGUCUAGCAAUUUGAAAGGUGCUGAUUCUACUGCAUCUUCAACAACCUCCUCUUCCAAGCUUUAUCAAGAGACAUCUAUUGAUGACCAUAGCUCCCCGGCUUCUUCAUCUGCUCAAAGCAAGCAGCACUUCUUCUCACCUGAUUCCUUACCACAAAGUGCUCAGCGGUCUAAAGAAAACGUCACAGUGACAGUUCGCUUUCGCCCACUCAGUCCAAGAGAAAUUCGCCAAGGGGAGGAAGUCGCAUGGUAUGCAGAUGGGGAAACAAUUGUGCGAAAUGAGCAUAAUCCAACAAUAGCUUAUGCCUAUGACCGUGUCUUUGGACCCACAACCACAACACGCAACGUUUAUGAUAUUGCUGCACACCAUGUUGUUAAUGGGGCUAUGGAGGGGAUAAAUGGGACCAUUUUUGCAUAUGGAGUGACAAGCAGUGGAAAGACUCACACAAUGCAUGGUGACCAGAGAUCUCCUGGUAUUAUACCGUUAGCAGUGAAAGAUGCUUUCAGCAUCAUCCAAGAGACUCCGAAUCGAGAAUUUCUUCUGCGUAUUUCCUACAUGGAAAUAUAUAAUGAGGUUGUCAAUGAUUUGUUGAAUCCAGCAGGACAAAAUUUGAGGAUCAGAGAAGACAAGCAGGGAACCUUUGUCGAAGGGAUUAAAGAAGAAGUUGUUUUAUCUGCUGCUCAUGCGCUUUCUCUUAUUGCAGCUGGAGAAGAGCAACGACAUGUGGGAUCCACAAAUUUUAAUUUGCUGAGCAGCCGGAGCCAUACAAUAUUUACGUUGACGAUAGAAAGUAGUCCCUUAGGUGACAAGAAUAAAGGAGAAGCUGUACAUCUUUCCCAGCUGAACCUCGUUGAUCUGGCAGGUUCCGAGAGUUCAAAGGUUGAAACCAGUGGUUUAAGACGCAAGGAAGGAUCAUAUAUCAAUAAAAGUUUGCUGACUUUAGGGACUGUGAUAUCAAAGCUUACGGAUGUGAGGGCUUCACAUGUACCAUACAGAGACUCUAAGUUAACCAGGAUCCUUCAGUCCUCAUUGAGUGGUCAUGACCGAGUAUCUCUCAUUUGUACAGUGACUCCUGCAUCAAGCAGUUCAGAAGAAACACAUAACACUUUGAAAUUUGCUCAUCGUGCAAAGCAUAUUGAGAUUCAAGCUGAGCAAAACAAGAUAAUUGAUGAGAAAUCAUUAAUCAAGAAGUACCAACACGAGAUUCGCCAACUGAAGGAGGAGUUGGAACAGCUUAAACAGUUAGAAGAUGGUCAAGUCAAGCUGCAAUCCAGACUUGAAGAAGAGGAAGAAGCCAAAGCAGCUCUCUUGAGUAGAAUCCAACGGUUGACGAAACUAAUUUUGGUGUCGACUAAAAAUCCACAAGCAUCUCGAUUACCUCACCGCUUUAAUCCUCGGAGGAGACAUUCAUUUGGUGAAGAAGAGCUUGCUUACCUACCAUACAAGAGGCGGGACAUGAUGGACGAUGAGCACCUUGACUUGUAUGUUUCUGUGGAGGGAAAUCAUGAGAUUAAAGAUAAUGCGUAUAGGGAAGAAAAGAAGACCCGGAAGCAUGGAUUAUUAAACUGGUUAAAGCCUAAGAAAAGAGAUCACAGUUCAAGUGCCAGCGACCAGUCAAGUGUGGUCAAAUCUAACAGCACACCAUCAACUCCUCAAGGGGGAGGAAGUAAUCUGCACACAGAAUCAAGACUUUCAGAAGGCUCGCCUUUGAUGGAACAACUCUCAGAUCCUAGGGAAGACAGAGAAGCUGUAGAAGACAGUUCUCAUGAAAUGGAGAUUCCGGAGACGAGCAAUAACUUGAGCGAUGAGUUGGAUCUGUUGAGGGAACAGAAAAAGAUUUUAUCUGAAGAGGCAGCGCUGCAAUCAAGUUCCUUAAAACGAUUGUCAGAUGAGGCUGCAAAGUCCCCUCAAAAUGAAGAGAUUGAAGAGGAAAUUAAAGUACUCAAUGACGACAUCAAAUCAAAGAAUGACCAGAUUGCAGCGUUGGAGACACAAAUCGUGGAUUUUGUUAUGACAUCACAUGAGGCAUUAGAAAAAUCUGAUAUCAUGCAGGUAGUUGCUGAGCUAAGGGAUCAACUUGAUGAGAAGUCUUUUGAACUCGAGGUUAAAGCUGCAGAUAAUCGCAUCAUUCAAGAAACACUCAAUCAAAAGACAUGUGAAUGUGAAGUGUUGCAAGACGAAGUCGCAAACCUAAAGCAGCAGCUCUCUGAUACCCUGGAACUAGCACAGGGAACUAAGAUUGAAGAGCUGAAACAGAAAGCUAAGGAACUAAGUGAAUCAAAGGAGCAAUUAGAACUCCGAAACAGGAAACUCGCAGAAGAGAGUUCAUAUGCAAAAGGUCUUGCAUCAGCAGCUGCAGUUGAGCUCAAGGCAUUAUCCGAAGAAGUUGCAAAGCUUAUGAAUCAAAACGAGAGACUAGCAGCCGAGCUGGCAACACAAAAAAGCCCAGUCGCACAACGUAACAAGACAGGAACACCAACAACAAAUGUAAGAAACAAUGGUAGAAGAGAGAGUCUUGUAAAGAGGCAAGAACAAGAAACCUCAUCAAUGGAGCUUAAGAGAGAACUGAGGAUGAGCAAGGAACGUGAGUUAUCAUAUGAAGCUGCACUUGUUGAAAGAGAUGAGAGAGAAGCUGAGCUCGAAAGGAUAGUAGAAGAAACGAAACAGAGAGAAGCAUAUCUGGAGAACGAGCUUGCAAGUAUGUGGGUUCUUGUUUCUAAGUUGAGAAGUUCUCAAGGAGCUGAUUCAGAAAUCUCUGAUUCUAUAUCAGAGACACGACAAACCGAACAAACAGACCGAUCAUUUUGA
This is a messenger RNA of Camelina sativa (false flax), 3153 nucleotides long. Its product is annotated as kinesin-like protein KIN-7K, chloroplastic. NCBI's taxonomy places the organism in Eukaryota, Viridiplantae, Streptophyta, Magnoliopsida, Brassicales, Brassicaceae. Gene Ontology annotation, biological process: microtubule-based movement. Gene Ontology annotation, molecular function: microtubule motor activity; microtubule binding; ATP binding. The record is from RefSeq and is a predicted model, not a curated record.